This is a messenger RNA of Acytostelium subglobosum LB1, 654 nucleotides long. RefSeq lists its product as hypothetical. NCBI's taxonomy places the organism in Eukaryota, Evosea, Eumycetozoa, Acytosteliales, Acytosteliaceae. The transcript has 2 exons. Gene Ontology annotation, molecular function: starch binding. Gene Ontology annotation, cellular component: membrane. The record is from RefSeq and is a predicted model, not a curated record. The annotation marks the transcript as partial.
AAAGAAAACAUGUUUCGAUGCUCUUCUUCAUCAUUGCUGGUCGGACACAAUGUCACAUUCUUCAUAGAUUAUAAUACUCAGCCUGGCGAGAACUUGUACAUCGUUGGCUCCCAAUCAUACCUCGGAGAAUGGGAUGUUUCCCGAGCCAAACGAAUGACUUGGAACACAGGCAAUGUCUGGGAUGUCAAGAUUGGUUUCUCUAUGGAUGUGUCUGUCCAAUACAAGUAUUUUGUAAUGAAUGAACACACUAAGCAAUGCCGUUGGGAGGAUAUAGAUAACAGAAAGAUAAUGAUCGAUACAAAUGAGAUGCUCGUUCAAGACCAUUGGAACGUUAUAAGGAAGCUGUCAGAUCCACCUCUACCAGAUGGAUCAUCUCCACAACCGAGACAACAUCAACAAUCACAGGACUCCACCAAGAAGGAACAGGAACAGACUCAGAAGACAACCUCCCCAACAAAGCCAACUCCAACAAUUACCUGGACACCGACAAACACUCAUCCUCCAAGGUCCAAUCCAAACCGAGCAAUGCUUCCAACAUCACCAUCAGCAGGUGUUGUCACAAGUUGCUCUGUUCUGGCGGCAAUGUCACAGCCAUCACUAUCGAAAGAGUCAACAGUUGGACAACCAUUGAUGAACAAGGCAUCACUAUUGGAG